Messenger RNA from Pan troglodytes (chimpanzee), 1244 nucleotides. It is a transcript of the gene BPIFA3, whose product is annotated as BPI fold containing family A member 3. NCBI's taxonomy places the organism in Eukaryota, Metazoa, Chordata, Mammalia, Primates, Hominidae. The record is from RefSeq and is marked inferred. Gene Ontology annotation, molecular function: lipid binding. The transcript is spliced from 7 exons. Bases 210 to 962 code for a protein of 250 amino acids.
AGGGUUCCACAUGUUGCUCUCCCAAUGUGAGCAAGCCCUGGUGGCAGCUGCCAGGGUCCAGUGCAGCCCCUCCCCACAGCAUGCUGGGGGCUAAUUCUGAUGUCAUCUUUCUGCAGAAAACCAUUAGCCCAUCCCUCCAGACUGCCACCCUCAAAGCCGUCUGCCCAGGCCCCAUCUGACACUCUUGACAUCUGCAGGUCCCAGACCCUAUGAUGUGUCCACUCUGGAGGCUCCUCAUCUUCCUCGGGUUGCUGGCCUUGCCCUUGGCACCACACAAGCAGCCUUGGCCUGGCCUGGCCCAAGCCCACAGAGACAACAAAUCCACCCUGGCAAGAAUUAUUGCUCAGGGCCUCAUAAAGCACAACGCAGAAAGCCGAAUUCAGAACAUCCACUUUGGGGACAGACUAAAUGCCUCAGCACAAGUGGCCCCAGGGCUGGUGGGCUGGCUAAUCAGCGGCGGGAAACACCAGCAGCAGCAAGAGAGCAGCAUCAACAUCACCAACAUUCAGCUGGACUGUGGUGGGAUCCAGAUGUCAUUCCAUAAGGAGUGGUUCUCGGCAAAUAUCUCACUUGAAUUGAGACCGUCCUUCGAUAACGACAUCAUAAAGAUGUGUGCACAUACGAGCAUCGUUGUGGAGUUCUGGCUGGAGAAAGACGAGUUUGGCCGGAGGGAUCUGGUGAUAGGCAAAUGCGAUGCAGAGCCCAGCAGUGUCCAUGUGGCCGUCCUCACUGAGGCUAUCCCACCAAAGAUGAAUCAGUUUCUCUACAACCUCAAAGAGAAUCUGCAAAAAGUUCUCCCACACAUGGUAGAAAGUCAGGUAUGUCCUCUGAUCGGUGAAAUCCUCGGGCAGCUGGAUGUGAAACUGUUGAAAAGCCUCAUAGAACAGGAGGCUGCUCAUGAACCAACCCACCAUGAAUCCAGCCAACCCUCUGCAUGCCAGGCUGGAGAGUCCCCCAGCUGACUUCUGCUGAUCAGAAGGAAAGUCCACAUCUUGCGACCUUAAGUCUCCCUUAGAGUGGGGCUUCUGCUACCCUAAAAACUUUACCCCAGGCUCUGUGGACAUCCCAUCCUCUCCUACAAUAAACUCUAGCUCUGAAGGGUGCACAGGUCCCUCCCGCCUGGGCCCUGGGGUUUAGGUCUAGAAGUCAGACCUGAUGAAGUAUCCUCCUGAGAACAAAUAUCCCUAUGGUUGCUCAUCAGCCCAGAAAUACCAGGACAAAAAAAAAAAAAUGCAGGGAGGGGC